Messenger RNA from Mus musculus (house mouse), 4268 nucleotides. RefSeq names its product zinc finger protein 759 (gene Zfp759). NCBI's taxonomy places the organism in Eukaryota, Metazoa, Chordata, Mammalia, Rodentia, Muridae. Gene Ontology annotation, cellular component: nucleus. Gene Ontology annotation, biological process: regulation of DNA-templated transcription; negative regulation of DNA-templated transcription. Gene Ontology annotation, molecular function: sequence-specific DNA binding. The transcript is spliced from 6 exons. The coding region runs from base 173 to 2416 and encodes 747 amino acids. The record is from RefSeq and is a predicted model, not a curated record.
CAUGCGGUGAUGUUCAGUGAUCAACUACUAUGAAGUCACCAUUUGUUAUAUAAUCUGCUGGCCAAGGUUGUGACUAUACCACGGUAGCUACUCCCCCUAUUGAAUUACACAGGCAAAAUGCAAAGAAAUGGAGACAGUAGAAGAGUCGUGACUCUAUGCUGUAUCCUCAAGGAUGAGCGCAUCUCCUAUGAAUGACUACUCUCUUAGCAUUCAGGAGGAGGACAGACCAGUCAUGACACUUGCCAAUCAAGUACAGAAUAUGCUGUCAUUCUGGGAUGUGGUAAUAUAUUUCUCUGCAGAGGAGAGGGAAUACCUGGGUCCUCCUCAGUGGAAAUUGUACAGGGAUGUGAUGCUGGAGAAUUACAACAACCUUGUCUUUCUAGGUCUUGCUUCCUCUAAGCCAUACCUGGUCAGAUUUCUGGAGCAAAUACAAGAGCCUCUAGAUGUGAAGAGUCAAGUGGCCAUCUCUAUGUACUCAGGGGGAAAUAGCUCUACAUGCAAAGAAGUUUCUGAGAGGGAAAAAGUACUUGGAAAUCAGCAGAUAAUUCAUUUAGGUUUGAAGCCAUAUAGUUGUGAAGAGGUUGGCAAGUCCUUUUGUUUUUCAUCAUUACUUUCUGAACACAAAAGAAUCCAUACAGGAGAAAAACCCUACAAGUAUGAAACAUGUAGCAAGGCCUUCCAUGUUCCAUCAAAACUUUCUCAACACAAGAUAAUUCGCACAGGAGAAAAACCCUACAACUGUGAAGUAUGUGCCAAGGCCUUCAAAUAUCCAUCAAGACUUUCAAAACAUAAGAUAAUUCAUAAAGGUGAGAAGCCAUACAAAUGUAAAGUAUGUGGAAAGGCCUUCUUCUCUCCAUCAUCUAUUUGUCAACACGAGAGAAUUCAUACAGGAGAGUUACCCUGCAAGUGUGAUGUAUGUGGCAAGGCUUUCCAAUAUCCAUCAUUACUUUCAAAACACAAGAUAAUUCAUACAGAACAAAAACCCUACAAGUGUGAAGUAUGUGGAAAUUUCCUCCGCUCUCGAUCAUCACUUCAUGAACACAAGAGAAUGCAUGCAGGAGAGAAACCCUACAAGUGUGAAGUAUGUGGCAAGGCCUUUGAAUAUCCAUCAAGACUUUCAAAACAUAAGAAUAUUCAUACAGGAGAGACACCAUACAAGUGUAAAGUAUGUGGAAAGGCUUUCCGCUCUCCAUCAUCACUUCGUGUACACAAGGGAAUUCAUAGAGAAGACAAACCCUACAAGUGUGAAGUAUGUGGCAAGGCCUUCCGUUAUUCAUCAGUACUUUCAGACCAUAAGAAUAUUCAUACAGGAGAGACACCAUACAAGUGUAAAGUGUGUGGAAAGGCCUUUCGCUCUCCAUCAUCACUUCGUGUACACAAGGGAACUCACAGAGGAGGAAAACCCUACAAGUGUGAAGUAUGUGGCAAGGCCUUCCAUUAUCCAUCAAUACUUUCCAACCAUAAGAAUAUACAUACAGGAGAGACACCAUACAAGUGUAAAGUAUGUGGAAAGGCCUUCCACUCUCCAUCAUCACUUAUUCUACACAAGGGAACUCAUAGAGAAGACAAACCCUAUAAGUGUGAAGUGUGUGGCAAGGCCUUCCGUUAUCCAUCAAUACUUUCCAACCAUAAGAAAAUUCAUAGAGAACAAAAACCCUCCAAGUGUAAAGUAGGUAGAAAGGUCUUCUGGUCUCCAUCAUCACUUCCUGAGCAGAAAAGAAUUCAUACAAGAGAGAAACCCUACAACUGUGAAAUAUGUGGCAAGGCCUUCAAAUAUCCAUCAAGACUUUUAAAACAUAAGAUAAUUCAUACAAGAGAGAAACAAUACAAGUGUAAAGUGUGUGGAAAUGCCUUCUGCACUCCAUCUUCACUUUGGCAACACAAGAGAAUUCAUACAGGAGAGUUACCCUGCAAGUGUGAUGUAUGUGGCAAGACCUUCCGCUUUCCAUCAUUACUUUUAAAACACAAGAUAAGUCAUACAGACCAAAAACCCUACAAGUGUAAAAUAUGUGGAAAUUUCCUUCGCUCUCAAUCAUCACUUCAUGAACACAAGAGAAUGCAUGCAGGGGAGAAACCCUACAAGUGUGAAAUAUGUGGCAAGGCCUUUGAAUAUCCAUCAAGACUUUCAAAACAUAAUAACAUACAUACAGGAGAGACACCAUACAAGUGUAAAGUGUGUGGAAAGGCUUUCCGCUCUCCAUCAUCACUUCGUGUACACAAGGGAAUUCAUAGAGAAGAUAAACCCUUCAAGUGUGAAGUAUGUGGCAAGGCCUUCCGUUAUUCAUCAGUACUUUCUGACCAUAAGAAUAUUCAUACAGGAGAGACACCAUACAAGUGUAAAGUGUGUGGAAAGGCCUUCCGCACUACAUCAUCACUUCAUAUACACAAGGGAAUACAUAGAGAAGACAACCCCUAAAAGUGUGAAAUAUGUGGCAUGGCCUUACAAAAUCCAUCAGUACUUUCAGACCAUAAGAAAAUUCAUACAAGAGAGAAACCUUAAAAGUGUGAAGUAUGUGGCAGACUUUCCAGUAUUCACCAUUACUUUCUAAACACAAGAUGAUUCAUACAGAAGAGACUCCCUACAAGUGUGAAGUAUGUGGCAAGGUCUUUACUUAUCAAAAUGCUAAACAAAUUUAGGGAUCAUCAAAGAAUUCAUUCUGGAAAGAAACCAUACAAAUGUAAAAAAUGUGGCAAAUACUUUUGAAUUUCAUGGCAUGGUCUGAACACAGAAUAAUUCUUAUUGGAGAUAAACACUACGCAAGUGGAGAAUGUGGCAAACACUGUAUUACCGGUCUUUGGGUCUUAAGCAACAUCAAAGAAUUCAUCUAUGAGAGAAACCACACAGUGUGAAGAAUGUGCUAAGGUCUUUUGGACUUACAGAAACCUUGGGGAAAACCUCAUAAUUCAUACUAGACUGAAAUGUCACAAGUAUGAAAAAUAUUGCAAACCCUUUAAUGAGCAUUCUUAUAUUUCUGAAAACAAGGUAGCUUGAACUAGAGUGAAAUAGUACAAAUGUUAAAAUGUUCAAAAAAAUCUUAACUUCUUCAAACCUAAAAAUUGUCAAAAGCUUCAUGCUGAACCGAAGCCCUAUAAGUUUUGGGAAUGUGGUAAAGGCUUUGGAAUCAUUCAUAAAAUCAUGCCAAAAUUGGAGCUCUCAGACUGUGUGUUUGUCCUUCUGGAUUUGGGGCUGAUUCUUUCUUACUGUCUUUUUGUUUCUUCUGUUUUAGAAUUGAAACCCUUGUUCUAUACCAGUAUGUAAAAAGAAGUCACUUGUUCUUAUGUUGUAGAAGCUCACAGUCAAGAGAUUUCCUUGAGUCUCAUUUGACACAUGGGCUGUGGUCUUUCAUAGUGUUGUAAUUGUUUAAUCCUUUGUGGACCUUUCAAGUUGUAGGCUGUUUGACUUCUGAGGUGGGGCUAAGGUUGGGGAAAGGGAAGGAAUGUUAUGAUUUAAAACUUUGUGGCUAGAGCUAGCAUGUUGACUUUGGAAACAAACUGAAUUUCCUAUAACCCCCACAUGCAUGUUAGUAUUCCCAGUACUCACAAAGUAGAAGUAAUUACCUCUGAAGGUUUUCCUCUGACCUCCAUGAAUAGGCUCCCACACAAACAUAAAUUUGUGUGCCCAGAAAUAAAUAAACAUAAUUAUGCUUUUGAGUGACUUUGCAUUUUAUGUGGCCAAGCAUCAAAAAGUAAUGCUUAUAUCUCAAUUGUUAGAAAUCAUUUGAGUUGCAAACCUCCUGUUGAUUUGUAGGACUUAUCUUAAUUAGUUUAAUUGAUUUCAGAAGGUCACUUAAUUUCAUUUGGAAGUAUCUGUUUGACUGAGAUGCUGCAGUAUCAGAUAAUACCCUUAGAUCAACUAUUUAUCCAUCUCCUGCUUCCUCACUGUGGAAGAAAUAUGACCAGCUGCUUAUGUUCCUGUUGUUUUAACUUUCUCACCAUGUGUUGUGGUUGGAAUAAGAAUUGCCCCAAGGGCUCAUAGAAUAGAUUUGAAUGCUUAGUCAUCAGGUAAUAACAGUGCUGGAAAAGGAUUAAGAAGUGUGGCAUCAUUGGUGUAAGUGUGUCAAUGGGGGUCAUAUUUGAGAUUUCAAAGGUUCAGACCCAGUGUCCCCCUCUUUUCCUGACUAUGGGUCAGUAUGGAUAAUUCUCAGCUACUUCUCAAGCUCCAUGUCUACCUACAUGCCAAUGAGCUCCCUAGCUUGCUCACCACAAUAAUAAUGGACAAACCUCUGAAACUGUUUACAAGUCCCGAUUAAAUGUUUUCUUUUAUAAGA